This is a messenger RNA of Prorocentrum cordatum, 714 nucleotides long. NCBI's taxonomy places the organism in Eukaryota, Dinophyceae, Prorocentrales, Prorocentraceae. The record is from the annotation of a GenBank genome assembly.
AUGCAUUGGGCGGCCUCCAUGUACGUAUCCAUAUCGGUGGGCUGGCGAGUGAGCCCCGUCUACCACAUUGCAGUUUCCCACUGUGGGCCCCACCGUGACUCGUCGACCGUCCGCAUGUUGAUCCUGCACGUGGUCCUGGACCACCUCCGGCGCUCCGCGGGCGUGGGGCCCAUCGCGCUGUGGGGCAGGUCAAUGGGCGCCGCCACGUCCGUGCUUCGGGCCGCCGAGGACCGCGGGCUGGCGGCGUGCGUGCUGGACUCGCCGUUCUGCAGCCUGCCCGACGUGGCGCGGGAGCUGGCGCAGAGCACGAAGUUGAAGAUGCCCGAGGUGAUGGUCGGCGCGAUGCUCAGGCGCAUCCGGGCCGAGAUCAAGGCCAGAGCCGACGUCGACAUCGAGGACCUGAGGCCCAUCGAUUUCGCGCCGAGAGCGGUCAUCCCCGCGCUCUUCGCGGUGGCGAAGGACGACGAGUUCGUCAGGGCCCACCACACCUACGCGCUCCACGACGCCUGGGCUGGCGAGGAGCGCGAGCUCGUGACGCUCGGCGGCGGCCACAACAGCCCCCGGCCCCGCGAGUUCCACGCGCACGCCGCGGACUUCCUGCAGGAGCACGCCGCCGCUGCGGUGGCGGCCCGCCGGCCGCACGCCCGCAGGCGGCAGCCCCGCCGAGCGCCGGGCCGCCACGGCGGCCUCUCGGCAGAGGCGCUGGGGGACUGA